AUGCUCCACAUGCCGUUCCAGGAAAUCGCGGGGGAUCAACAGUGUGACGGCAAGCGGCCCAAGUGCUCCAGCUGUACGGCUCUCGGCUUUGAGUGCAGCUAUGUCCAGUCAGCAUCGUCGUCCAACGUCAUAGUCGGCAAGGAGUACCUUUCUGAUCUGGAAUCCCGGCUUGAGCGUGUUGAGGCCCGCCUCUUCGCCGCCGCUAAUGGCGAGCUCCACGGGGACCAUAUCGGUAGCAGACCGCUCCUUAGUCCUUCGAAUAGCAGCACCAAUGCGGCACCUCCCCAGGCCACGGCGCCAGAGGAGGAUGAAGGAGGCACAGGUACCGAGACGUCGGAUCAGAGGACCACAACGCCACUCAUUACCUUCCAGUUCGAGCACCGCAGCGAUGAAGCCGAAGGCGCAACAGACGGGAUCGGCUCCAUCAGCUUUGCCGAUGAAGAGGAUUCCGCCUUCCUCGGCCCGUCAUCCAACAUCGCUUUCAUGCGGCACCUUGGCCCCGCGUUGGCGCGCAUAUCGCCUGCGGGACGGGCCGACACGGUAUCAUCCAUACCGUCUCACCUGGAGGGUGAAAUGGUCAGGACGUCCAGGAGGGCAUCUCCUCCCACAAGCUCGGGCCCCUCCCGUUUUUCGGCCGCCACUGCCAAUGGGGGGAGAGAGAAUACUUUCACCUUACCUCCCGAUGAGGAUGUGCGUAGGCUGAUGAACAUGUACUUCUCAAACACCGGCAUUCUAUUCCCUUACAUCCAUGAGGAGACGUUCCGCCAGAAAUAUGAGGAGAUGAAGCGUAAAGGGCCAAGUUCAGUUCAGAAGACAUGGCUGUCUUUACUGAACGUAAUGCUCGCUUUUGCGAUAAGCACCUCACACGGCCAAGAAUCGUCCUUCGUCACGCGGCAGAAGGAUUCUGACGUCUUCUUCCGCCGUUCCAUUUCGCUGUGCAAGGAACAGAUGUUCCGAGCGUCAAAUCUCGAGACGGUGCAGCUGCAGCUCCUCACCAGCCAGUAUCUUCAAGGCUCCCAUAAAUCGCUGCAGACGUGGAUGGUGCAUGGUGUUGCGGUCAAAGGUGCACUUCAGCUGGGUUUGCACUGCCAAAAUGCGUCCGCAGCAUUCACGCCAAUCGAGAAAGAGUUCAGAAAGCGGACUUGGUACGGAUGCAUUCUGCUCGACCGGACUCUAAGCAUGACGUUCGGUCGCCCGCCAUCGAUCCCAGAGGAGUACAUCAAAAUAGACCUCCCCGCACCCGAGCCCCCGUUGAGCAACACCGCUGGCGUUGUUGACCACCACUCGAAAGCCAUCAGCCUUAUGUUCUUCAAGGCCACUAUCUCCUUGUACAGUAUCCUGAACCAAACCAUAACCCGCUGCUACGACUCCAACCUUGGCUAUUCCACUGGCCCCGUUCCCAUCACCAAAACCGUCCACCACGUCUUCGCACUCGAAACGCAGCUGCAGGACUGGAAGAGCAGCCUCCCUGCUGAUUUACAUUACCAUGAACCCAAAUCCCCACCCAACACCACCACACCCGCCUCCCCUCUGCCGACCACAAACCUCAUCCACACCCGUGCGGCCACCGUUCUCAUCCUCCGCUUCCUCAACCUCCGCAUUCUCGUGCACCGCCCCAUCCUGACCACCAUCCUCGACUCAGUAGCAGCCAACGCCCCACACCAUCCCCCAGACCUCUUGCUCAAGCAAGUCGGCGCAUACAACCUCAACUGCUGCCUCGAGUCGGCACUGUCCAUCAUCACCAUCGUGCGCACGACGCUGCGCUCUGCUCCGCAGGCGCUGGGCGCGUGGUGGUUCACGCUGUACUACACGUUCAACGCGGCGCUGGUCAUCUGCGCGGCGUUGAUCGUCCGGCGCAGUGGUAGUUGUAGUGGCGAGGCGGUGCCCGGGCAGGGCUUCGCGUUUGCGUGCGAGGAUGCGGAGGCGAGGGACGCGUUGGACGCGGCCAUCGAGGCGUUGGCGGUGCUGGAUAGGGGGAAUCGGAUGGUGGAUAAGUGCCGGAAUCACUUGGGUGGGUUGGUGGCGGUUUUGAAUAGUGUUUUCGUGUCCAAAGAGCCGGCCGUGGAGGCGGUUUCGAGCUUGCUGUCUCCACCGACUGGUCCCGGGGCUAAUGGUUCCGCAAAUGCAUUCGGGAACGGUGCGAUUCCUGAUCUCAGCAAUCCGUUCGGUCCAUUUGGGACGUCGCCGGCAGGCGUUGAGCUGGGCGAGUUCUUAACGGAUAUGGACACUGAGAUAUUGAACAUGUUUUUUGCGUAA
Molecule: messenger RNA, 2256 nt
Organism: Lasiodiplodia theobromae
Lineage: Eukaryota; Fungi; Ascomycota; Dothideomycetes; Botryosphaeriales; Botryosphaeriaceae
Product: C6 transcription factor
Exons: 3
Coding region: 1-2256 (751 amino acids)
Biological process (GO): positive regulation of transcription from RNA polymerase II promoter by galactose; DNA-templated transcription
Cellular component (GO): nucleus
Molecular function (GO): RNA polymerase II cis-regulatory region sequence-specific DNA binding; zinc ion binding; DNA-binding transcription factor activity, RNA polymerase II-specific
Source: RefSeq, a predicted model, not a curated record